Molecule: messenger RNA, 1110 nt
Organism: Penicillium longicatenatum
Lineage: Eukaryota; Fungi; Ascomycota; Eurotiomycetes; Eurotiales; Aspergillaceae
Exons: 1
Coding region: 1-1110 (369 amino acids)
Source: RefSeq, a predicted model, not a curated record
AUGUCUGGAUCAUCUCAGCAGCUCAAGUGUGGAGAUGUAGCGACAGCGAUGCCUCUGAACAACCCGAUCCAACUUUCCUUCCAGUCCUCCAGUCCAACGGACAUCCCACGGACCGUAUCCAGCUCCCAGCUGGGCAGUUUGCAACCCCGCGGAGAAGCAACGGAGCUCGCCGCAUUACCCCACGGGGCACCAGAUGACCCCGGAGCAGCCGAAGUGCAAGAUGAAACCUCGCAACAGCCGGCCUUCCAACCAUUCUUCACGUUGAUCGAGGAUAUUCCUGCAGGCGUAUACCACCACCCAACCGUGCACUACAUCUUCUCCGACGACGACACCGACAUCAUCACCGAGGCAGCUCUCCGUAGUCUGGAAGCACAGCAGGACGCUCUGCCCGCUAGCAGAAAUCAUGUCUACACCGGACAGCAUGAUGGACCAGAAGCGCAGGAGCCAUCCACGCUUCUUCUUCCUCCUCCGAUUCCGGGCGUCCAAGAUAAGUACGUCGUUUUGGACGUUGAACCAGUCCCCGCAUCUGAGCACUCCACUUCCGCAGCAGCACCAGGAACCAUUAACUUUGGCGCCGGAACCACGAAUACCAUGUCCACCUCCCCAGCAACACAACUAUCUCCCGGUGCCGGAACAGCAUCACAUCCGUAUUUCCGUGUCACAUCAGCAAAGAGUUUCUCGCCAGAUUGGCAGGUCAUGAAGAGCGAGAUGGUUCCAGCGCCGACAUUUGAAAAUAAUGAGGACGGUGACGGGGCGGGACAUGGGCUUAUGCUGAAGAUUCACGGGACGGCGGGUUUACCAUAUGCUGCUGAGUCUGGGAAGGAGCAUGGAACACCACGAUUGGAGGAUAUGAUGAAUCAGUUUGCCAAGCGGAUGUCGGAGUUACAGACUGUCAUUGAUUCGGCGAAGGUAAAGGACUCCGAGGGUGGAAAGGCCCAAGGUCGCGAUGGAGAGACUGAGGUUGGAGCAGACCAAGAACAGGCACAUGAGCUGCCGCAUGAUAAGGAGAAGAUAGGUGCGGAGGAACAGGUGCAAGAUGCUGAAGUGCCCGACGCUGUGCUGAAGGAGCACAUCAGCCAGAAGCCAGCCCUGGAUGAAGCGGAAGGGUAG